Brienomyrus brachyistius is the source of this 6865-nucleotide messenger RNA. RefSeq names its product ADP-ribosylation factor guanine nucleotide-exchange factor 2 (brefeldin A-inhibited) (gene arfgef2). The transcript is spliced from 39 exons. Gene Ontology annotation, biological process: regulation of ARF protein signal transduction. Gene Ontology annotation, molecular function: guanyl-nucleotide exchange factor activity. Lineage: Eukaryota; Metazoa; Chordata; Actinopteri; Osteoglossiformes; Mormyridae. Bases 225 to 5717 code for a protein of 1830 amino acids. The record is from RefSeq and is a predicted model, not a curated record.
GGAGCUGGAAUGUCACGUGACAUUGCGUGCGGCCAACAUGGCGACGCAGUGCUGAGGUAGCACAGCUCUGGACAGCUCAGAGAGAACGACCCAUGUCGUCACCCAGAUUUUGUUUCCAUACUUGUCACCUACCUAGGCUCGGUGCUCGAUCAACAAUGACGGCCUGAGAGAGUGAGAGGGAGAGCGCGCGAGCGAGACAGAGACUGCUUAUUUAUCGGCGAGAGAUGCAACAGCAACAACCUCCCGAACGACCACGGCAGCAGCAGCAGACGGAAAGUACCAAAACCAAGAGCAUGUUUCUGUCCAGGGCGCUGGAGAAAAUCCUUUCGGAUAAGGAAGUAAAGCGGAGCCAGCACAGUCAGCUGCGCAAGGCCUGCCAGGUAGCGCUAGAUGAAAUCAAAAUUGAACUGGAAAAGCAAAAAGAUGGCACUGUUAUUGCCCCCAGGGUCAACUAUAUCGAGGCGGAUAAGUAUGUGCUUCCAUUUGAGCUGGCAUGCCAGUCUAAGUCCCCACGCAUCGUCACCACUUCUCUGGACUGUUUACAGAAGCUGAUCGCUUAUGGCCACAUCACUGGCAAUGCGCCUGACAGCAGCGCUCCGGGCAAGCGACUCAUCGACCGCCUGGUCGAGACCAUCUGUAACUGCUUCCAGGGUCCACAAACGGACGAGGGCGUGCAGCUACAGAUCAUCAAGGCGCUCCUGACGGCUGUGACCUCUCCCCACAUCGAGAUCCACGAGGGCACAAUCCUGCUGACGGUGCGCACCUGUUACAACAUCUACCUGGCCAGCCGGAACCUCAUCAACCAGACCACGGCCAAGGCUACGCUCACGCAGAUGCUCAACGUCAUCUUCACUCGCAUGGAGACGCAGGCGAUGCUGGAAGCCCGUGAGAUGGAGAUGGAGAGACACAGACUGCAGCAGAGCACCUCCCCUGCUGCCACUGCCACGCGCCUAUCCGUGUCACCCUCGCCCACCGCCAGCUCUGCUGACCAGAGCGGCGUGUCCCCCUCCUCUGCGGGAAGCCCCUCCCUCAACGGCCGGCUGGAGAUGCACAUGGGUGAGGAGGAGGAAGCAGCAGCAGCGGAGAAUCAGACAUGUGCCGUCUCUGUGGGUCCAGCAGCCAAAGUUCCGACAGAGCCAGAGGAGGAUCUGCAGAGGACCGGCCCAGUGGUAGAGGAGAAGCCGGGGGAAUCGCAUGAGGUGAAUGAUGCAGAUCGACAUCAGGAUCGGAAGCGAGAACCAGGAGUGGAGGUGGAGGACAGCCCAGAAGCCAAACCGGCAGAGACAGAGUCCCAGCCCACUUCCCGGUGUGAUCCGGCUGAAGUAGCAGGCGCUCCCAGCGGGAAUGACAGCCAGCAGAUGAAUGGUGUCUCAGAAGACCACGCCCACAUAUCCUCCUCAGACAUCCUGGAUGUGGAGGCAGCGCCGGGCGUGCCCACUGUCAUCCGCUUCUCCCAUGUUCUGCAGAAGGACGCCUUCCUGGUCUUCCGCACCCUCUGCAAGCUGUCCAUGCGGCCACUGGCCGACGGCCCCCCGGACCCCAAGUCCCACGAGCUGCGCUCCAAGGUGGUGUCGCUCCAGCUGCUGCUGUCCGUGCUGCAGGCCGCUGGUCCCGUCUUCCGCACACACGACAUGUUCGUCAAUGCUAUAAAGCAGUAUCUGUGCGUGGCGCUCUCCAAGAACGGCGUCUCCUCCGUCCCCGAGGUCUUCGAGCUUUCGCUCGCCAUCUUCCUCACUCUGCUGUCGCACUUCAAGGUGCACCUGAAGAUGCAGAUCGAGGUGUUCUUCAGGGAGAUCUUUCUGACCAUCUUAGAGACAUCAUCCAGCUCUUUCGAACACAAGUGGAUGGUGAUUCAAACCCUCACUCGGAUCUGCGCAGACGCUCAGUGUGUCGUGGAUAUCUACGUCAACUAUGACUGCGACCUCAAUGCAGCCAACAUUUUUGAACGGCUGGUCAAUGACCUGUCCAAAAUCGCCCAGGGCAGGAGUGGCCAAGAGCUGGGGAUGACCCCACUGCAGGAACUGAGCUUACGUAAGAAGGGCCUUGAAUGUCUGGUGUCCAUCCUGAAGUGCAUGGUAGAGUGGAGCAGAGAUCUGUAUAUUAACCCCAAUCUACAGGCCAACCUUGGCCUGGAGCGCCCACCAGAAGCAGAGACCCUGGAGGGGAAGCUGCCCGAUCACUUUGCCUCCCGCAGGGACAGCACCAGUUCCUUGGACUCCACGGUGUCGUCCGGGGUGCAGAUCUCACAGCUGGACCACCCUGAGCAGUAUGAGGUCAUCAAGCAACAGAAGGAGAUCAUUGAGCACGGCAUCGAGCUGUUCAACAAAAAACCAAAGCGAGGCAUCCAGUACCUGCAGGAGCAGGGCAUGCUGGGAAAUUCAGCAGAGGACAUUGCUCAGUUCCUCCACCAAGAGGAGCGGCUCGACACGACCCAGGUGGGUGAGUUCCUGGGAGAAAAUGCACGCUUCAACAAGGAAGUGAUGUAUUGUUAUGUGGACCAGCUGGACUUCUGUGGGCGGGACUUUGUGUCCGCCCUGCGUGCCUUCCUGGAGGGGUUUCGGCUCCCGGGUGAGGCCCAAAAGAUCGACAGACUGAUGGAGAAGUUUGCUGCCAGAUACCUCGAGUGUAACCAGGGACAGACGCUCUUCGCCAGCGCCGACACGGCCUAUGUACUGGCCUACUCCAUCAUCAUGCUGACCACUGACCUGCACAGCGCCCAGGUCAAGAACAAGAUGACAAAGGAGCAGUACAUCAAGAUGAAUCGCGGUAUCAACGACAGCAAGGACCUUCCUGAGGAGUACCUGUCAGUCAUCUAUGAUGAGAUUGCUGGCAAGAAGAUUGCCAUGAAGGAGAGCAAGGAGUACACCAUCACUCCCAAGUCCAUCAAGCAGAGCGUCGCCAGCGAGAAGCAGAGGCGGCUCCUCUACAACAUGGAGAUGGAGCAGAUGGCCAAGACGGCCAAGGCGCUGAUGGAGGCGGUCAGCCACGCUCAGGCACACUUCUUCAGUGCCACGCAUCUGGAGCAUGUGAGGCCCAUGUUCAAGUUGGCCUGGACGCCCCUGCUGGCAGCCUUCAGCGUGGGCCUACAAGAUUGUGACGACCAGGAGGUGGCAUCGCUGUGUCUAGAAGGCAUUCGCUGUGCCAUCAGGAUCGCGUGCAUCUUUGGCAUGCAGCUGGAGAGGGACGCGUACGUCCAGGCUCUUGCCCGCUUCACCCUGCUGACUGCCAGCUCCAGCAUCACUGAGAUGAAGCAGAAGAACAUCGACACCAUCAAGACUCUCAUCACUGUUGCUCACACGGACGGCAACUACCUGGGGAACUCAUGGCAUGAGAUCCUGCGAUGCAUCAGCCAGCUGGAACUGGCCCAGUUGAUCGGCACGGGGGUGAAGACCCGCUAUAUCUCGAGCAUGGUGCGGGACAGGGAGGGCAGCAUUAAGGGAUUUCCAGUCGGUGGGGAUGAGUUCAUGCCCCUCAGCUUCGGGACAUUGGUGGGGGGCCAGGACAGGAGGCAGAUGGCCCACAUCCAGGAGUCCGUUGGGGAGACAAGCUCCCAGAGCGUCGUGGUGGCUGUGGACAGGAUCUUCACUGGCUCUACUCGGCUAGAUGGGAACGCAGUGGUGGACUUCGUGCGCUGGCUUUGUGCCGUUUCCAUGGAUGAACUGGCGUCCCCGCACCAGCCGCGCAUGUUCAGCCUACAGAAGAUAGUGGAGAUCUCCUACUACAACAUGAACCGCAUCCGCUUGCAGUGGUCCCGCAUCUGGCAAGUCAUUGGAGACCAUUUCAACAAGGUGGGCUGUAACCCCAAUGAGGAUGUAGCCAUCUUCGCAGUGGACUCUUUGCGACAGUUGUCCAUGAAAUUCCUGGAAAAGGGAGAGCUGGCCAACUUUCGCUUCCAGAAAGACUUCCUGCGGCCUUUUGAACACAUCAUGAAGAAAAACAGGUCACCCACCAUCCGAGACAUGGUUAUCCGCUGUGUGGCCCAGAUGGUGAACUCUCAAGCUGCGAACAUCCGCUCGGGCUGGAAGAACAUCUUCUCGGUGUUCCACCAGGCUGCGUCGGAUCACGACGAGACCAUCGUGGAGCUCGCCUUCCAAACCACUGGGCACAUUGUCACGCACACCUUCCAGCAGCACUUUGCCGCCGCCAUCGACUCCUUCCAGGAUGCGGUCAAGUGCCUGUCCGAAUUUGUGUGCAAUGCCGCAUUCCCAGACACAAGCAUGGAGGCCAUCCGACUCAUCCGCCACUGCGCCAGAUACGUGUCUGAAAGGCCGCAGGUUCUUCAGGAGUACACCAGCGAUGACAUGAACGUCGCCCCUGGUGACCGGGUGUGGGUUCGAGGCUGGUUUCCCAUACUCUUCGAACUCUCAUGCAUCAUCAACCGUUGCAAGCUGGACGUGCGUACCAGGGGCCUGACAGUGAUGUUUGAGAUCAUGAAGAGCUAUGGUCACACCUUCGAGAAGCACUGGUGGCAUGACCUCUUCCGUGUCAUCUUCCGCAUCUUCGACAACAUGAAGCUCCCGGAGCAGCAGACGGAGAAAAUGGAGUGGAUGACCACGACAUGCAACCACGCACUGUAUGCCGUCUGUGACGUGUUCACACAGUUCUACGAGCCGCUCAGUGAGGUGCUGCUGGUGGACAUAUUUAACCAGCUGCAAUGGUGUAUCCAGCAAGAUAACGAGCAGCUGGCGCAGUCGGGGACAAAUUGUUUGGAGAACCUAGUGAUCCUGAACGGGGAGAAGUUCAGCCCAGAGGUGUGGGACGUCACUUGCGCCUGCAUGCUGGAGAUCUUCCAGUCCACCAGCCCCCAUGCACUUCUGACGUGGCGGCCCGCAGGUGAGGAAGAGGAAGCUGGCGACUACAAACACAUGGAUGUGGAGCUGGACUCGCAGUCUCAGAGCAGCUUCGAGCGGACCUUAUCUGAGCGCGCCCACAGUCAGAUCUCCACCGUCAGCGACGACACCUGGAAGGGGAGAUCCCAUGCCAAAAUGACAGACCAGAAGCUAUUCUCCUGCCUCCUGAUCAAGUGUGUGGUGCAGCUGGAGUUAAUCCAGACCAUCGACAACAUCGUCUUCUAUCCCGCCACAAGCAAGAAGGAGGACGCGGAGAACAUGGCAGCCGCCCAGAGGGAUGUGCUGGAUGAGGAGGCGGAGCCAAGCAGCACGGAGGAUAAGGGCAUGUACCUCCAGCUGUCACCCCAGCACCUCUUCAAGCUGCUGGACUGCCUUCUAGAAUCACACACCUUUGCCCGAAGCUUCAAUUCAAACAAUGAGCAGAGGACGGCACUUUGGAGGGCAGGCUUCAAGGGGAAGUCGAAGCCCAACCUGCUGAAGCAGGAGACCAGCAGUCUGGCCUGCAGCCUACGCAUCCUCUUCCGCAUGUAUUCAGACCCGCGUCUCUGCGACACCUGGCCGGAUAUUCGGACCCGGUUACUACUUGUGUGCAGCGAGGCUCUGGCCUACUUCAUCACCCUGACGUCUGAGAGCCAUCGGGAGGCCUGGACCAGCUUGCUGCUCCUGCUGCUCACCAAGACCCUCAAACUCCCAGAUGACAAGUUUAAGCCACACGCAUCCUGCUACUACCCCCACCUGUGCGAGAUGAUGCAGUUCGACCUGAUCCCGGAGCUCCGUGCCACCCUGCGGCGAUUCUUCUUGCGCAUUGGCUCUGUCUUCCAAAUCGCCAGCUCGGAGGGCGUGCCAUCACGGCCUCCGGCACCCUAAGCCUGCAUGAGGAUCGGAGAGGAGAUGCAGUGGCAGAUUGGUUUUAGAAAGACGGGUGAAGAACACAGCACCCCCUAGUGGGCUCGGAGGAGUGCAGCAGGGUGUUCCAGGCACAAAUGGACAAAGCCCUUUCCAAUCCUGUAGGCUGAACUCUGGCUGUCUGUAUUCCAGAAUCGGUGAUUGUACCUUCCAACCUGAAGCAUUAUCCAUACCUGCCUUCACUCAUGGAUGCCAUAGGUAGCCGCACAUAAAUGCACUGUGAGACAGGUGGACAAGCCUUUACCUUGACUGCAUUCAACAUUCAGAAGUGAAAUAACAUGGUUUAAAAUGAUUUAUUUAUUAAUGUUUGUUUGUGACUUUGUGUGUGAUGUUGAGACUGAACAAUUAAGUGUUCUCAAAUGUUAAAUUAUAAGUCUAAAGGGAGAGCAACAACUAAUGGAUCUUCUGAACACACGGACAGUGCUAAGGGUCUAGCAAGUGUAAGCUUAGCAGGUAGAUCUGUGUUUGUGGAGAUUUGUCAAUGACAGGUCAUUGGUUUGCUGACUUUGGACUUCUGUUUAAAAACAACUUUUGAUUCCUUCCGUUUUUGUUUUUUGCUUCACUUGAAGACGGCAUUGCACCUCCAGUCACAAGAAUCAGUUACAAUGACACUGCUGUCACACACCAACAAGAACUUCAGUACUCCCAGCUCUGUAAAAUAAUGUGCUGACAAUUUAAAUGAUUUUACACUGUGGGCAUUAGCCUGCUUUGAUGAGAAACAAUGCCUGUGAAGUCAAGGUUAUGCUUAGUUUACCUCUUUUCCAGGGGCUGCACAGUCCUUAGUUCUUUAAGGUAAUUGUCUGCGGUUAGUACUUUUGUUCUUUUGGAGCUAACAUGCUAGGUUUGUGCUGACCCAGAUGCUGGGGGCCCACACUCGUUGAUUGGCAAAUAGCACUUUUUAAGAAGGGGAGGGGUGUUACAGCUUUAGCUCUGUCUGUCAAUGACUGAUGCUGUUACUCCCUGGAGUAAAAAAAAUGUAAAAACAACAUUCAUACACAAAAGAUGUUUAAAAACAUGCAUCUAUCUGACAGUAUUUGUAAUGUGGCUUCUGCUGCUCAUUGGAGAGUCGUCUUUAAAGGUAUAUAAUUAUACAUUUUCUCACACACCCA